AUGUCCAGGGAGAAGCUUUCAGACAGGCCCGAAUCCUGGGCCUCCUGGGCCUCCCAGGACAGAACUAGAGACAGAGCUCUGGAUGGGGCCGGGAGCCGCGGGGCUGUGGGGAAGCGGGGCGCCCUAGGCCGGUGGCCUUCAGCCUCGGACGAGGCUACUGCACCCCGGCGACUGGAGGACGACGCACUAGGUCCUCCUGCAGCCAGCCUGGCCUCCGGUCGCUGUCGCCUCCUUUGGGAGCGGAAGGAGGUAGAAGGGGAUUAUCUGCAGCAGAGAAAAGCAGGAUGUCAGGACUUCUCUGAUGUCUUCCUCGGGUUUCCCUCCCAGCGGGCUCACGCCAUCCGCCUGCUCCUGGCCUACACAGACUCACACUAUGAGGGAAAGAAGUACACGAUGGGGGAUGCUCCAGACUAUGACAGAAGCCAGUGGCUAGAUGAAAAAUUCAAGCUGGGCCUGGACUUUCCCAAUCUGCCCUACUUAAUUGAUGGGGCUCACAAUAUCAUCCUUUGCUACAUUGCCCGCAAACACAACCUGUGUGGGGAGACAGAAGAGGAGAUGAUACAUGUGGAUAUUUUGGAGAACCAAGCUAUGGAUGCCUCUAAUCAGCUCACCAGGGUCUGCUACAGCCCUGACUUUGAGAGACUGAAGCCUGCGUAUCUGGAGUCCAUCCCAGGCGAGAUGAAGCUGUACUCACAGUUUCUGGGGAAGAGGCCUUGGUUUGCAGGGGAGAAGAUCACCUGUUUGGAUUUCCUGGCUUAUGACAUCCUUGACCUGCACUGCAUAUUUGAGCCCAAGUCUCUGGACGCAUUCCCCAACCUGAAAGAGUUCGUGGCCCGCUUUGAGGGCCUGAAGAAGAUCUGUGCCUACAUGAAGUCCAGCCGCUUCCUCCCAGGCCCUCUGUUUCUAAAGAUCGCCUCUUGGAGCAACAAGUAGGCCUACGCGGGAGGCGAUGGGAGGGAAGAGCCAGAGCUGUGGCUGCCCUGUCUCCCCGAACAGCUUUCUUGCUUCCUUGUCCUUUGUACCAUUCCUCUGUCCCCAUGAAAUACCUUAUGGGCGCCCCCCCUUUUCCCGCUCCCUGUUCCGUUUUCAUCCAGGCCCUUUGACAUGGGCUCUCCACUUUGGCACAUUCCCUUCCCCACCAAUGUCAGCCCCUGUGCUAGAGCCAGCCAGACCAUUCUUCCCUCCGUGGUUGCUCUACUUUCAGGGGCCUGACUGGCUCCUGGUCUGUAGUGCUCAGCCCCGAGCUCCCCGGCACUGCCCUGACGCCCAGUAUGGCCUGAUGUGUACUCCUGGUUCCCCCAGGGUGUCCCUGCCCAGCCCAGCCUGAUCCCCAGUAAAGCCUUACUCAGCCCUGA
Neofelis nebulosa (Clouded leopard) is the source of this 1355-nucleotide messenger RNA. Its product is annotated as glutathione S-transferase Mu 4-like. Gene Ontology annotation, molecular function: glutathione transferase activity. The transcript is spliced from 9 exons. The record is from RefSeq and is a predicted model, not a curated record. Gene Ontology annotation, biological process: glutathione metabolic process. Lineage: Eukaryota; Metazoa; Chordata; Mammalia; Carnivora; Felidae. The coding region runs from base 1 to 933 and encodes 310 amino acids.